CAGAAGUAGCGAUGGGAAAGAAACAGCAUCAGAAAGAUAAACUUUAUCUGACCACUACAGAAUGGAAGACAACAUAUGGUGGUUACAAGGGAGACAAGUCCCUGGGAGAAAAGUCGCGAUUCAGACGACUUCCUUUCUCCUGCUGCAGUCUGUCCAUGCAGCCAUUUGAAAAUCCACUUUGCACAAAAGAAGGAAUAAUAUUUGAUCUAAUGAACAUUGUUCCCUUUCUGAAGAAGUACGGCAUUAGUCCAGUCACAGGGGAGAAAAUGACUGCCAAACAGCUAAUAAAACUCAAUUUCAGCAAAAAUUCUGAAGGAAAAUACCAUUGCCCAGUGACAUUUAAAAUUUUCAAUGAAAACACACACAUAUCUGCGAUAAGGACGAGUGGCAAUGUAUUUGCUCAUGAGGCAAUUGAAAGACUGAACAUCAAACCCAAGUAUUACAGAGAUCUUGUGACAGAUGAGGAAUUUACAAGAUCAGACAUCAUAACAAUACAGGACCCGACAAAUCUUGAAAAGUUCAACAUCAGUUCAUUUCACCAUCUCAAACAUAAUCUCAAGGUUGGUGAUGAAGAUGAAGAAAUUGCAAAGAAGAAUCCACGUUACCAUCUGAAAGCCCUUAAUGCUGAAACUGCGGAGGCAUUAGAUGAACUUGAAAGACAAUAUAAACCCAUGGAAAAGACACCAGAAGAGAAGCCCAUGGCUGACUCAUUAAAUGCUGCUCACUACUCCACAGGACGGGUAGCAGCGUCCUUUACCUCAACUGCCAUGGCACCAGCUACUUCACAUGAAGCAGCCAUUAUUGAUGAAGACCUACUGCGAUAUGAGAGGGUGAAAAAGAAAGGUUAUCUGAAGAUUGUGACCAAUUUGGGUGAACUGAACAUAGAACUUUACUGUCACCAGGUGCCAAGGACAUGUCACAACUUCCUGAAGCUCUGUGCUAGUGGCUACUACACUGGAACUGUAUUCCAUCGAUCCAUACGCAACUUCAUUAUACAGGGAGGUGAUCCAGAAGGUACUGGACUUGGUGGACAAUCAAUAUGGGGGAAGCCAUUUGCAGAUGAACUGAAGCCCAACUUGAAACACACUGGUCGAGGGGUACUGAGUAUGGCUAACAGUGGACCAAAUACAAACAAAUCACAAUUUUUUUUCACAUAUCGAUCGGCAAAUCAUUUAGAUGGAAAGCAUGCUGUGUUUGGCAAGGUGGUAGGUGGACUAGAUACAUUAGAUAAAAUGGAAAAAGUGGAAACAGACAAGAAAGAUCGACCUAAGGAGGAAAUAAAGAUAGAGGAAUGUGUCAUCUAUGUCAACCCAUAUGACGAGGCAGAUGAAAUGCUGCAGCAGGAAAGGGACAGUGCGAAGCAGAAAGAUGUUGAUGAGAAAGAGGAACAAAGAAAAAGAAAUCUUCGGGGAAAACCAGUCGUUACUGAUAAACCUAGAGCCUUCAAGUCUGGUGUUGGCAAGUACAUUAACCCAAGUACAUUGAAGAGGCCAGUAGAAUCAUCAGAACCAGCAGAAAGUGCUAAGAAAAGUAAAGUUACUGGAGUUCAGUUUGGAAACUUCAGUUCCUGGUGAGGCGAUUCACCACUGAAAAUCUGAAAACCUGAACAAUCAAGGAAAAUUACCAAAACAUUUGGUUCCACAAAAGCCCUGCUCCAAGUGAAAACUGUCACUUCUUGGUGAAGUGUCCGCUGGACUAUUUAAGAUAUACUUUUAUGUAGUAAGAGUGGCAUCAACAAACUGUCGUGUCUGGAAAAAUUACUCCGAAGGAAGUUGACAUGAAUAUAGAAUACAUAACAUAAUAACUUGUCAGAGAAUUUAGUCUAGAGAACUGUUUUGAAUAAAUCGUGUCCGCUAUUUGAGAUGGGAAUUGAAUGUAAAUGAUGUAGAUAGAUGUCCACGAUAAAGGUAUCUUUAAUUGCUAUAAUGAUAAAGAUCAUGAUUGGAUGCAAGGGAGAUUCACUUAGAUAGGAUAAUAUAUUAUCUUUAUGGGGAAUGGAUUUGAUCCUUAAAACACAUUAAAUAAAUUGAUAUUCUUGAAAAACUUCAACAUGGACAGUUUAUAA
Messenger RNA from Ylistrum balloti, 2065 nucleotides. RefSeq names its product RING-type E3 ubiquitin-protein ligase PPIL2-like. Gene Ontology annotation, cellular component: catalytic step 2 spliceosome. Gene Ontology annotation, molecular function: peptidyl-prolyl cis-trans isomerase activity; ubiquitin-ubiquitin ligase activity. Lineage: Eukaryota; Metazoa; Mollusca; Bivalvia; Pectinida; Pectinidae. The transcript is spliced from 20 exons. Bases 12 to 1574 code for a protein of 520 amino acids. The record is from RefSeq and is a predicted model, not a curated record. Gene Ontology annotation, biological process: protein polyubiquitination; protein folding; protein peptidyl-prolyl isomerization.